Molecule: messenger RNA, 2912 nt
Organism: Echinops telfairi (small Madagascar hedgehog)
Lineage: Eukaryota; Metazoa; Chordata; Mammalia; Afrosoricida; Tenrecidae
Gene: FOXA1
Product: forkhead box A1
Exons: 2
Coding region: 1-1521 (506 amino acids)
Biological process (GO): anatomical structure morphogenesis; regulation of transcription by RNA polymerase II; cell differentiation
Molecular function (GO): DNA-binding transcription factor activity, RNA polymerase II-specific; RNA polymerase II cis-regulatory region sequence-specific DNA binding; protein domain specific binding
Source: RefSeq, a predicted model, not a curated record
AUGAAAAUACGAGUUGAUUUUGGCAAGGUACCCUUUGCUCUCGGCCAGAGAAACGGUUUUGUCGCCGCGGGCGAGGUCGGGUGGGGCACAGCUCCGGCUUUAGUAUCCGGCAGCUGGAGAGCCAAGCCGGCCUCCCGGACCCCGCAGAAACCCGGCAGCGGCUCUAGCGACAGUGGAAGAAUGACGAACCCAGGGGCCUACUCCUCGGUCCCUGUCAGCAAUAUGAACUCAGGCCUGGGCUCCAUGAACUCCAUGAACACCUACAUGACCAUGAACACCAUGACCACGAGCGGCAACAUGACCCCUGCCUCCUUCAACAUGUCCUAUGCCAACCCGGGCCUGAGUGCCGGCCUGAGCCCGGGCGCGGUGGCCGGCAUGCCCGGAGGCUCGGCGGGUGCCAUGAACAGCAUGACAGCCGCGGGAGUGACAGCCAUGGGCGCGGCGCUGAGCCCCGGGGGCAUGGGAGCCAUGGGCACACAGCCGGCGGCCUCCAUGAACGGCCUAGGCCCCUACGCGGCCGCCAUGAACCCGUGCAUGAGCCCCAUGGCGUACGCACCUUCGAACCUGGGCCGCAGCCGCGCGGGCGGCGGCGACGCCAAGACCUUCAAGCGCAGUUACCCGCACGCCAAGCCGCCCUACUCAUACAUCUCGCUCAUCACCAUGGCCAUCCAGCAGGCGCCCAGCAAGAUGCUGACGCUGAGCGAGAUCUACCAGUGGAUCAUGGACCUCUUUCCCUACUACCGGCAGAACCAGCAGCGCUGGCAGAACUCCAUCCGCCACUCGCUCUCCUUCAACGACUGCUUCGUCAAGGUGGCGCGGUCCCCGGACAAGCCGGGCAAGGGCUCCUACUGGACACUGCACCCGGACUCCGGCAACAUGUUCGAGAACGGCUGCUACCUGCGGCGCCAGAAGCGGUUCAAGUGCGAGAAGCAGCCGGGCGGUGGGGGUGGGGGCGGCGGCGCCAAGGGCGGUCCGGAGAGCCGCAAGGACCCCUCGGGCGCCGCCAACCCCAGCGCCGACUCCCCCCUGCACCGGGGCGUGCACGGCAAGGCGGGCCAGCUAGAGGGCGCGCCGGCCCCGGGGCCCGCUGCCAGCCCCCAGACUCUGGACCACAGCGGGGCGGUGGCGACAGGGGGCGCCUCGGAGCUGAAGGCGCCCACCUCCUCGGCCGCGCCCCCCAUCAGCUCCGGGCCCGGGGCGCUGGCAUCCAUGCCUCCCUCCCACCCGGCGCACGGCCUGGCACCCCACGAGUCCCAGCUGCACCUAAAAGGGGACCCGCACUACUCCUUCAACCACCCCUUCUCCAUCAACAACCUCAUGUCCUCCUCGGAGCAGCAGCACAAGCUGGACUUCAAGGCUUAUGAGCAGGCGCUGCAGUACUCGCCCUACGGCGCUGCCUUGCCCACCAGCCUGCCGCUGGGCAGCGCCUCGGUGGCCACCAGGAGCCCCAUUGAGCCCUCAGCCCUGGAGCCGGCCUACUACCAAGGUGUGUAUUCCAGACCCGUCCUAAACACUUCCUAGCUCCCUGGACUGGGGGUUAGUCGGGCCUAGCCAUGCUGGUGGCAGGAGAGGCAAAAACACCACCAACAAACAAGACCACACAUAACCACACCAAAAUCAAAUCCCAACAACUUUUUAGUUACUUCUUGUGUGUGUAUGCACAAUCUUUCCCCACCCUGUGCAAAGGACUGUUACUUUGUCAUUGUAUUAAAAAAAAAAAUAAGCGAUGUGUAUAUUAUUAACAGAGACAACCAACCCGAACCAACGAUUUCCCCCCCUUCAAAGGUAAAUGAUCUACAAUUGUAUAUAUGAAGUCCUCCUCUUUCCUCGCUCCUCACCUUUAUUCCCUCUUUGCCCUCCCAACACAUUCUAGCCUGCGCAGAGUGUAUUUUUUAAACAAAAUGGUCAAGCUUGUAAAAUAUUUGUUUUGUGCUCCCCUCUCCUUACACAACCCACACAAGUUUACAGGUCUGUGGCAAUACUCUUAACCUAAGGUGAAAUGGCCGAGAAACAAGGAGACACUAAAGGUUCUUUUCAAACCAUUGUUCUGCAGCGAACCAUAAAGAGAUUAGAAACAUCAGAGCCGUUUUUUACCUAUAUUUCUGAUAAUGCAGAUAACAGAUGUCUUAAAUUAAAUACAUAUAUAUUAUGUAUGAACUUCAUUAUACACAUGCUGACAUAUGUAGACAUCCUCCAUCUACAUAACAUAUAGAGAAGUAGGUAAGUGAUACACAGGCUGCAUUUUCAAGAAUUGCCUGUCCAAGAAGUUACAAAGGCCACUCUGUCCCCUUCCACCUAGUCCUCUCCAACUUGAGGUUGGAUGGUCUUGAGGUUCAAUUACUCAGGAGUUGCCAUCCUCAAGAACUCUGCUCAUUGCUUUGCAAAGUCCCAUGGUCAUGUCAUUCUGAGGUCACAAAACAUGUAUAAAAGUAGUUUCUAUGUAUGUAUACCAGUUAAAGAUGUUUUUCAGCAAAAAAGGGAAUAUGACAAUGUUGGAGGAGAGAUGUUAUGGGGAACCGUAUUUCAAAAUUUGGUCCAAUAUUCCCAAACCCAAUUGAUUGUACCCAGUUUAAUUAUUGCCAUCAUGUUCUUGUCUCAUCCAGUGGUAUAAUGCACUUUCCACAACUGGACAUGGUGUUAGUAUAGCCAGACGGGUUUCACUCUAAUUCCUCUUUGCUUCUCAAUGUUCUUAAUUUAUUGCAUGGUUUAUUCUUUUUCUUUCUUUCUUUCUUUACAGCUGAAAUUGCUUUAAAUGAUGGUUAAAAUGACAGAUUAAAAUGUUAAUUUUUAUCAAUGUGAUUGUAAUUUAAAUAUUUUGAUUUAAUAAGGAAAAUGAAAACAGAUUUAAGCCGUGAAAUAUGUUCUUGAUCAUUUGAGUUAAGGACUUUUAAUAAAGCAAAUGUUAACAACGA